AUGGCGGCGGAGGAAGUGGAGCAGGCGCAGGGGAGCAGAACUCCGGGCGCGGCCACGGGAGGUCAUGGGCGCGACGGGCGCGGCCAUGGGAGGUCGCGGGGCGCGUGCGAACGGCAGCAGGGCGCUGCGUGGCGCUGGCGGAGCAGUGCCGCGGACGAGCACCGGCGUGAGGGCACGGGGAGAGGGACGGCGCGGACGGACCAGCGGCGCACGACAGCGGGGUUGGUGGCGCGGCCGGGCGGCAGUGGGCGCGCGGGAGGGGGAUUAGGCGGCCGCGUGCAGAGAAGGGUAGAGGCCCGGGGCCUCACCAGCGUUGAUGGGGAGAGGGGGCGCCGAGGCGGCGUUGGCGACGGUGGAGCGGUUCGGGCGGCGCCGGCGAGGCGACGGGUGGACGACGACCCGAGGUAG
Molecule: messenger RNA, 408 nt
Organism: Aegilops tauschii subsp. strangulata
Lineage: Eukaryota; Viridiplantae; Streptophyta; Magnoliopsida; Poales; Poaceae
Source: RefSeq, a predicted model, not a curated record